AUGUGUUGCAACUACGGCAACUCCUGUGGCUAUGGCUGCAGCUAUGGCACUGGCUGUGGCUGUGGCCCCUAUUAUGGCUGUGGCUAUGGAACAGGCUAUGGCUGUGGAUAUGGCUCCUGCUGUGGCUAUGGCACCGGAUAUGGCUGUGGCUAUGGCUAUGGCUCUGGCUGCUGUAGCUACAGACCAUUUUGCUACAGAAGAUGUUAUUCUUCUUGCUGCUAG
Messenger RNA from Suricata suricatta (meerkat), 222 nucleotides. RefSeq names its product keratin-associated protein 21-1-like. NCBI's taxonomy places the organism in Eukaryota, Metazoa, Chordata, Mammalia, Carnivora, Herpestidae. The coding region runs from base 1 to 222 and encodes 73 amino acids. The transcript has a single exon. The record is from RefSeq and is a predicted model, not a curated record.